AUGGCAGGCGGUGUCCACCGAGCCGCAUGCACAUGGGAAGAGAGGAAGGUGGGAGGUGGGAGGGGGGGCGCUCCCUACAGCCCUGCCCCUCCUGGCCCGCGAGGGUGUCCGGUCCCACUCAAGGCAGUUGCGCAGAGCCUGUGCAGAAAACCCACCUGGGGCCAGUAUUGCACUCUGCUUCUCUUUCAGAGAAAGCUGGAAAUUUACUCCGUGGAGCACCAUGCGGCUACAGAUAUCAAGAAGAAGGAGGGGCGAGAUGGCAAGAAAGACAAUGACUUGGAACUCAAAAGGAAUCAGCAGAAAGAGGAGCUUAAGAAAGAACUUGAUCUGGAUGACCACAAACUCAGCAAUAAGGAGCUGGAAAUGAAAUAUGGCACAGACAUCAUUCGGGGUCUCUCCAGCACCAGAGCUGCUGAGCUCCUGGCACAGAACGGACCCAACGCCCUCACCCCUCCCAAACAGACCCCAGAGAUCAUCAAGUUCCUCAAGCAGAUGGUGGGCGGCUUCUCCAUCCUUCUGUGGGUAGGAGCCGUCCUGUGUUGGAUCGCAUUUGGGAUUCAGUAUGUCAGCAAUCCGUCUGCCUCCCUGGACAGCGUGUACCUGGGCACUGUACUUGCUGUGGUUGUCAUUUUAACAGGAAUCUUUGCUUAUUACCAAGAGGCAAAAAGCACCAACAUCAUGGCCAGCUUCUGCAAGAUGAUCCCCCAGCAAGCUGUUGUCAUCCGUGACUCAGAGAAAAAGGUUAUCCCUGCAGAGCAGCUGGUGGUGGGGGACAUCGUGGAGAUUAAAGGAGGCGACCAGAUUCCUGCCGACAUCAGGCUGCUGUCCGCCCAGGGGUGUAAGGUGGAUAACUCAUCUCUUACUGGAGAGUCUGAGCCCCAGUCCCGCUCAAGUGAGUUCACCCACGAAAACCCCCUGGAAACAAAGAACAUCACUUUCUACUCCACGACCUGCCUGGAAGGCACGGCAACCGGCAUGGUCAUCAACACGGGUGACCGGACCAUCAUUGGCCGCAUUGCCUCCUUGGCUUCAGGCGUUGGGAAUGAGAAGACACCCAUUGCCAUUGAGAUCGAACAUUUUGUGCACAUUGUGGCAGGAGUGGCCGUCUCUGUCGGCAUCCUGUUCUUCAUCAUCGCAGUGUCCAUGAAGUACCACGUCCUGGACGCCAUCAUCUUCCUCAUUGCCAUCAUUGUGGCCAACGUGCCCGAAGGCCUCCUGGCCACUGUCACUGUGGCCCUGUCACUCACAGCCAAACGGAUGGCCAAGAAGAACUGCCUGGUGAAGAACUUGGAGGCAGUGGAGACCCUUGGCUCCACCUCCAUCAUCUGCUCUGACAAGACUGGGACUCUGACGCAGAACAGGAUGACCGUGGCCCAUCUGUGGUUUGACAACCAGAUCUUCGUGGCCGACACAAGUGAAGACAAUUUAAACCAAGGCUUUGACCAAAGCUCUGGAACCUGGACCUCCUUGUCCAAGAUAAUAGCAUUGUGUAACCGAGCUGAGUUCAAACCAGGACAGGAGAGUGUCCCCAUCAUGAAGAGAGUCGUGGUUGGAGAUGCUUCAGAAACUGCUCUUCUGAAAUUCUCAGAGGUCAUUUUGGGUGACGUGAUGGAAAUUAGAAAAAGAAACCACAAAGUAGUCGAAAUCCCUUUUAACUCAACCAACAAAUUUCAGCUCUCCAUACACCAGACAGAAGAUCCCAAUGACAAGCGCUUCCUGCUGGUGAUGAAGGGGGCCCCUGAGAGGAUCCUAGAGAAGUGCAGCACCAUCAUGAUCAACGGCAAGGAGCAGCCACUGGACAAGAGCAAGGCCCAGGCCUUCCACACGGCCUACAUGGAGCUGGGCGGCCUGGGCGAGCGCGUGCUGGGUUUCUGCCAUUUCUACCUGCCAGUAGAUGAGUUUCCAGAGACCUACUCAUUUGACUCAGAAACCAUGAACUUCCCCACCUCCAACUUAUGUUUUGUGGGACUCUUAUCAAUGAUUGAUCCUCCUCGAUCCACUGUCCCAGAUGCAGUCACCAAAUGCCGGAGUGCAGGAAUCAAGGUUAUCAUGGUUACAGGUGAUCAUCCCAUCACGGCCAAAGCCAUUGCCAAGAGUGUAGGGAUCAUUUCAGCCAACAGUGAGACAGUGGAAGACAUUGCAAAACGCUGCAACAUCGCCGUGGAGCAGGUUAACAAACGGGAUGCCAAGGCCGCCGUGGUGACCGGCAUGGAGCUGAAGGACAUGAGCCCAGAACAGCUGGAUGAGCUCUUAGCCAACUACCCGGAAAUUGUGUUUGCACGGACGUCCCCCCAGCAAAAGCUGAUCAUCGUGGAGGGCUGUCAGAGGCAGGACGCAGUUGUGGCCGUGACGGGGGACGGAGUGAAUGACUCCCCUGCUCUAAAGAAGGCCGACAUUGGCGUUGCCAUGGGGAUAACGGGUUCUGACGCAGCCAAGAACGCAGCCGACAUGAUCCUGCUGGAUGACAACUUCUCCUCUAUCGUCACGGGGGUGGAGGAAGGCCGCUUGAUAUUUGACAACCUAAAGAAGACCAUCGCUUACACCCUGACCAAGAACAUCGCCGAGCUCUGCCCCUUUUUGAUUUACAUCCUUCUCGGGCUCCCCCUGCCCAUCGGCACCAUCACCCUCCUGUUCAUCGACUUGGGCACAGACAUAAUCCCCUCCAUUGCCUUGGCGUAUGAGAAAGCAGAAAGUGACAUUAUGAACAGGAAGCCUCGGCACAAGAAAAAGGACAGACUGGUGAACCAGCAGCUUGCCGUAUACUCGUACCUGCACAUUGGCCUCAUGCAAGCCCUGGGAGCUUUCCUCGUGUACUUCACUGUGUAUGCACAGCAGGGCUUUCGGCCAACCUCACUGUUUCACCUGCGGAUAGCGUGGGACAGUGACCACCUGAACGACUUGGAAGACAACUAUGGACAGGAAUGGACGAGUUAUCAGAGGAGAUACCUGGAAUGGACAGGCUACACGGCUUUCUUUGUUGGCAUCAUGGUCCAGCAAAUAGCAGAUCUGAUCAUCAGGAAGACCCGCAAGAACUCCAUCUUCAAGCAGGGGCUCUUCAGAAAUAAAGUCAUCUGGGUGGGGAUCGCCUCACAGAUCAUCGUUGCCCUGCUCCUGUCUUACGGGCUCGGCAGUAUCACAGCCCUAAAUUUCACCAUGCUCAAGGCUCAGUACUGGUUUGUGGCCGUACCCCACGCCAUCCUGAUCUGGGUGUACGAUGAAAUGCGGAAACUCUUCAUCAGGCUCUACCCCGGAAGCUGGUGGGAUAAGAACAUGUAUUAUUGA
This is a messenger RNA of Lepus europaeus (European hare), 3282 nucleotides long. RefSeq names its product ATPase H+/K+ transporting non-gastric alpha2 subunit (gene ATP12A). Gene Ontology annotation, cellular component: membrane. The record is from RefSeq and is a predicted model, not a curated record. NCBI's taxonomy places the organism in Eukaryota, Metazoa, Chordata, Mammalia, Lagomorpha, Leporidae. Gene Ontology annotation, molecular function: P-type sodium:potassium-exchanging transporter activity; ATP binding; ATP hydrolysis activity. Gene Ontology annotation, biological process: intracellular potassium ion homeostasis; proton transmembrane transport; sodium ion export across plasma membrane.